AUGGAGGAGGCGGGUGCCGGCGCCGAGGACCCGGCGGUCGAGGCCGCGGUGCGGCGCCUCGCCGCUUCGGUCGAGGCCGAGAGGGAGCGGCUGCGCGCCGCCGGGCGGCGCGGCGCGGAGGAGGCCGCGAGGCUGGCCGCGGAGCUGGGGCAGCUGCGCGCCCGCGCGGAGGAGAGCUGCCGAGCCGAGCGCGCGAAGAUCGAGGAGGAGUGGGCGAGGCUCUGGGCCCUGCAGCAGCAGAUGACGGUGCCACGGGCGUCCGCGGGCGCCGGGGUGCUGCGGAUCAGCUGCUGCGGGCGGGAGUUCUCGAUGCCCAGGGCCUUCCUUGGCAGCGUCGAGGGGAGCUACCUGAAUCACAUGUUCAGCGACGCCUUCAUCCAUUCCAUCCCGCGGGACAGCGAAGGCAGGCUUUUUCUGGACUUCAACCCGGACUGCUUCGCCUUCAUCGUGGACUGGCUGUCGAGGCGCCAGGGGCGCUCCGACGCCCCGUUUCCACCGGUGCCGCCGGAACAGCAGCUGGGCGUGGACACGCUGUUGGAGGCCCUCCACCUCAUGCCCUUCGUGGGGGCCAACCGCGUCUCGCCCACGCACGGCACCUCCCUGGCGGUGCUGGGCAGCGACGUGAGGGCGACGCUGGACGGCUGGCAGGUGGUCGCCGCCGAGCGGCCGCUGGGCCCCCUCGGCGCCUCGCGCUUCGAGGUGCACGUGGCCGCGAACACCGACUCCGAGCAGGGCGGCCUCGCCGUGGGCGUCUGCGGCCGCGUGCCGGUGGGCGCCGAGACCUGCUCCCUCCACCUGCAGCACGCGGUGCUCUACGUCAGCGGCAACGGGCCCGUUGGCUCCGCAUUGGCAGGGCACAACGUCCAGAAGGGCAUCCGGCUGGCGGAGGGAGAUGUCCUCGGCGUGAAGUACGACUUCGGCACCCGCACCGUGCAGUGGUAUUACAAUCGCGCGUUCGUGGGGACUUCCUCCAUCAAGGCGGAGAGCCAGGAGCACAUGCUCGCGCUCUACCCCGUGCUCGCGCUGCGCUGCCGUGGCCAGCACGUCCGGGCGGAGUUCGGCGGCGUGCCCGCGAAGGGGCCCCCGCAGGACGACCGCGGCCGGCCGUAG
Molecule: messenger RNA, 1110 nt
Organism: Prorocentrum cordatum
Lineage: Eukaryota; Dinophyceae; Prorocentrales; Prorocentraceae
Source: the annotation of a GenBank genome assembly